UUCCUGUUUUAAAGUCCCAUUUUAUUGCCAAGAGACUUUGGGAAGGGUGAAAACUUAUCCAUAGGUCUGCAGAGAUCAGGAACUUGGAUCACCUGUGAUCUCCCACCUCUUUAUGUUGGAUCCCAAAGACCUAUCAAGUGCAGUUAAAGGGACUCGUCUCUUGUCUCCAGAUCCAGCUCCUCCAAGAUCACUCUUUGCUGUGAAUAAAACCCAAACAUCUGUGACUCUCUUGUGGGUAGAAGAAGGAGUAGCUGAUUUCUUUGAAGUUUUUUGCCAGCAGAUUGGUUCAGACCAUGGGGCAAAGAUCCAGGAACCAGUUACGGUUUCUUCUCAUGUCGUAACUGUCUCCAGCCUUCUGCCUGCCACUUCCUACAACUGCAGUGUUACAAGUUUCAGUCAUAACAGCCCCAGUGUCCCCACCUAUAUUGCAGUUUCCACCAUGGUUGUGGAGAUGAAUCCUAAUGUGGUGGUGAUUUCUAUUCUUGCCAUUCUGAGCAUUCUUCUGAUAGGGCUCUUGCUUGUAACACUGGUGGUUCUUCGGAGAAAACACCUACAAAUGGCCAGGGAGUGUGGAGCAGGUACCUUUGUGAAUUUUGCUUCAUUGGAGAGAGAUGGGAAACUCCCGUACAACUGGCGUAGGAGUGUCUUUGCUUUCCUAACUCUGUUACCAUCCUGCCUUUGGACUGAUUAUCUCUUGGCAUUUUAUAUUAACCCCUGGAGUAAAAAUGGAUUGAAGAAGAGAAAGCUGACCAACCCGGUCCAGCUGGAUGAUUUUGACAGCUACGUCAAGGAUAUGGCUAAAGAUUCUGAUUACAAAUUCUCUCUGCAAUUUGAGGAAUUGAAACUGAUUGGUCUGGAUACCCCACAUUUUGCAGCUGAUCUCCCCAUGAAUCGCAGUAAAAAUCGCUACACAAAUAUCCUGCCUUAUGAUUUCAGCCGUGUUCAGUUGGUUUCAAUGAAUGAAGAAGAAGGCUCUGAUUACAUUAAUGCCAACUACAUCCCAGGUUAUAACUCUCCACAAGAAUAUAUUGCGACACAAGGACCACUACCAGAGACAAGGAAUGACUUUUGGAAGAUGGUUCUCCAGCAGAAGUCACAAAUCAUUGUUAUGCUUACUCAGUGCAAUGAGAAGAGAAGGGUAAAAUGUGACCAUUAUUGGCCUUUUGCAGAAGAGCCAGUUCCUUAUGGAGACAUCACAGUGGAGAUGCUUUCUGAAGAAGAGCAAGCAGAUUGGAUGUUCAGGAACUUCCGAAUCAGCUAUGCAGAUGAAAUGCAGGACGUGAUGCAUUUUAAUUACACCUCUUGGCCUGACCAUGGGGUCCCUCCCACCAACUCAGCAGAAAGCAUUUUGCACUUUGUACAGAUGGUCAGGCAGCAGGCAACGAAAAGCAAGGGGCCCAUGAUUGUACACUGCAGUGCUGGUGUGGGACGGACCGGGACGUUCAUAGCAUUAGACCGGCUUUUACAGCACAUUCGUGAUCAUGAAUUUGUAGAUAUAUUGGGAAUGGUGUCAGACAUGAGGUCUUAUCGGAUGUCCAUGGUUCAGACAGAGGAACAAUACAUUUUUAUUCACCAGUGUGUACAACUGAUGUGGCUAAAGAAGAAACAGCAGUUCUGCAUUAGCGAUGUCAUAUAUGAGAAUGUCAGCAAGUCAUAAUUCCAGGUCACAGGUGGUGAAGCUGUGAAAUGCAUCCAUCUUCCUCUGCUUCAGAUUUUAAUUCUCCCCCCCCUUUUUUUUUUUUUUGGUUUUGUAACUGCUUUCUGAUUUGCCAUGGACAAGAGCUGCUUUGCAGUACAUGGACAAAUGAAAAAAAAAAAUUUUACAUCCAGAAGUUCUGGGGAAACAUAGCCUUAAGGAACCUGCAGUGUCUUGUUUGGACUCUUGAUGAUUUUUUUUUUAAAGUUAAUAACUGGACCAAAUUCAACUUGGGGUGGCACCUCAAAGGGACAAUCUAAUAAUGUGCAUAAAUGUACCAUGCUCUAGAUCAUGUUCUGUUGUUUCUGAAACAAAUUGGUUUAAUAUUAUUUAAUUUAAUGUGCAGGUUAAGCUUAAAGGUUACAGGAAGUGCAAUAUUCCAGAUUCAGUCCAAACUGCUAUGGGCUUUCUCCAUGUUCGUCUGGCAACGUGGACUCUGUCAAACCCAGGAACAGGCAGGGUUGUUAGCAUUGAGAUAACAGCUCAUUAGUGAGCAAGGAAGAUUGUAGAUGCUGGAAGAAAAGCUGGGACACAUUGCUGCUGACACAGCCUCCUCAGCAGGACUCUCCAGCAAGGAGAAUCAAGAAGGGUUAUACCCUUUAAAAAUGGCCUGGUCCAAAGCUAGAAACAAAGUUAAAGGAGUAGAUUUCAGCACUGGCUACAACUUCUUAAAGGGUCAGAGGUCACUGUUAACAUUUCACAGAUUUGGGCGGCUCUAAAUCAAAGUCUUCUUUUGCCAGUUCAGCCAAGUGUGAAGAGAAAAUCCUGUGCACUUAGAUUCAGAGUGGAACUAAGAAUGACCACAAUGUGCUACUAGAUAGGAUUCACUUGUGGGAUGAGCACCAUGGGUAUACUGAUUUUUAGUUGUCUGAACCCAUCAUUGCUGCAUAGACUUUUUCCAUUUGUUUGGUUCUGUUCACUUCUGUGUAAAAAGGGUAAAAUAAGAUGCUUUUCAUUUUGGGCAGAGAGAUCAGGUGCCAUAAGGGAUGCAACUUGGUGGUGCCAACAGGCUGAAAAAUGUCAAAGGAUACUAACAAGGAUUUCUUUUGGCAUGCUUGGUGCAUGCAAAUGAUUUCUUCAUUCAACGGUACUACCAAGUGCCAGGCUUCAAUUUACUGCAGGACAUAAAUUUUCUCCUGGAAAAGUUAGUGUGACUAGCUCUGGGGUUCCCCUCCUCCUCCUCUUUGGUUUUUGUAUCAAUUCCACGUGUCGUUUUGUUGUGAUAUGAAUGCUAUCAGCAAAGGCA
Molecule: messenger RNA, 2942 nt
Organism: Candoia aspera
Lineage: Eukaryota; Metazoa; Chordata; Lepidosauria; Squamata; Candoiidae
Gene: PTPRO
Product: protein tyrosine phosphatase receptor type O
Exons: 15
Coding region: 113-1657 (514 amino acids)
Biological process (GO): axon guidance; podocyte differentiation; peptidyl-tyrosine dephosphorylation involved in inactivation of protein kinase activity
Cellular component (GO): plasma membrane; glutamatergic synapse; GABA-ergic synapse
Molecular function (GO): cadherin binding; Wnt-protein binding; protein tyrosine phosphatase activity
Source: RefSeq, a predicted model, not a curated record